Messenger RNA from Suillus fuscotomentosus, 1026 nucleotides. Its product is annotated as u3 small nucleolar RNA-associated protein 11. Gene Ontology annotation, cellular component: nucleolus; small-subunit processome. The transcript is spliced from 4 exons. The coding region runs from base 1 to 1026 and encodes 341 amino acids. NCBI's taxonomy places the organism in Eukaryota, Fungi, Basidiomycota, Agaricomycetes, Boletales, Suillaceae. The record is from RefSeq and is a predicted model, not a curated record. Gene Ontology annotation, biological process: rRNA processing.
AUGACCUCCUCCCUCAGAAAUUCGUUGCAUAGGCGAAAUCAUAAAGAGCGCUCGCAGCUCUCUCAUCGUGCAAAAUUUGGAAUUUUAGAAAAGCACAAGGACUAUGUCCAACGUGCACGGGAUUAUCACUCCAAGCAAGAUCGUAUAACGCGCCUUAGGCAGAAGGCAGCGGAUAGGAAUAAGGAUGAGUUCUACUUCGGGAUGAAUAAGGAGAGGACGGUGCAGGGGGUGCAUGUCAAGGAUAGAGGAAAUGUUUCUAUGCCUAUGGAUAUGGUUAAGCUCCUCAAGACACAAGAUGAGGGCUAUGUUCGGACAAUGAGAGCCAACGGAAUCAAGGCAUACAUUUUAUGCGUGCUUAAAAUCGAGAGGAUCAAGAGCCAACUUACUGCCUUGGCUAACCUCAUUGCCCCACAGGAUGAUAACAUAGAGGAUGACGGCGAGGACGCGUUGGAUGAAACUGACCUGGAAACGCUUCGAGAGGCAGGUAUCAUACCCCCAGGAACAAAACGGCGUCCACCCCCACGUCACAUUAUCUUUGCUGAGAAUGAGGUGGAAGGCGAGUCAAAACAAUUAUCUCAGCGGCAAUCUUUAAACAAGGCCAAAACUACGAUUGAAGUGGAUGUCGAACGGACUGAAGUUGAUCUCGGCUGGAAGACCGUGGAAAGUGCAUCGUCUCGACGGAGACGGAAAAACAAAUGCUCAGCUGUUGUAUCAACGGAUAUUGUCGAGGAUGCUGAAGAAAUACGGCAACUUAAUGUGCAAAACCGGAAGCGACUCCUAAAAGAACUCGCUGCGCGACUAAAACGUGAUACUCAAUUGCAGUACACACAACGUGAACUAGAGAUGCAAAGACUUUUGGCGGGUAAGGGAGGUCGGCGAAAGUUGCGUGGCGUCGAAGAAGUAGGGGCUGCGAACGAUGAAGAUGAGGACGAAAUGGACGACGCGGCAGCUUCCAAGGCAAGCAAAGUGGAUGAGAAGAAUUACAAACCUCGGGUGUACAAGUGGCGUAUAGAAAGAAAGCGAUAG